Molecule: messenger RNA, 3469 nt
Organism: Cloeon dipterum
Lineage: Eukaryota; Metazoa; Arthropoda; Insecta; Ephemeroptera; Baetidae
Product: tRNA (uracil-5-)-methyltransferase homolog A-like
Exons: 9
Coding region: 220-2565 (781 amino acids)
Biological process (GO): RNA processing
Molecular function (GO): RNA binding; RNA methyltransferase activity
Source: RefSeq, a predicted model, not a curated record
GAUAAGGAGAAGAAAGAGAGUAAAAUGCGUUCGCGUUGUUUUGGCUGCUGACUGACUGUGAGCGAGCGAAGCGAGGGAGGAAAUGCAGCGGUCGGUGUGACGCGCCGACAACGCACCCUUAAGGCACGCUACGCAAAAAGACGCUGCGUUUCGACGCACACGGGGCCGACGCAUUAGGAGACGGAUAGACGCACGCCGGACACGACCUAGAGCGACAAAAUGAGUGAAGUAAUGUCAGCGUCGAUGGGGCUGGAGUCUCAGCUAGGUUCUCCGACCUCAGAGGACCUCUUGCCGCAAAGCGACUGCAGCAACAAUGGCACUUGCAGUGACACAGCAUCGCAAAAGUCUGACGACAAGAGCAGCGUCAGCGGCGACCACCUUGAGGAUACGUCGUCGUUGCCGACGCCAAUGGAGCUGAAGCACGACUCGGAUGCUGAGGAUGCCUCCACCGGCAUGUACUACGUCCAGGUUAAGGGCCUGCCCAGGUUCUACAGACUCGGCGAGCUGAAGAAGCUGCUGACAGAAGACCUGGGUCUGACCAACUGCUCAGUCAGGUCGCCGCGUCGAGCCAGCCCCUGGAUAAACCUGUGUUUCCAGACGCAGGAAGAGCAGCAACGCGCGCUCGACACGCUCAAUGGCUUCGACUGGAAAAAGAGACAUCUCUCGGCAGAGGUGAUUAAAAGCGACCCGCUAAAGCGGAAGACUGACUCGGACAUUGACGAGGACGGUGAGAUGAAGAAACUUAAGGUGGACGUACCAGUAGAAGAGCGGAUCAAGAUGGCGACCAUCCCUUUCUGGAACACCACAUACGAAGAGCAGCUUAGUAAGAAGCGCUCUGACAUGGAGGCGUCUCUUGAAAAGCUGUGCACCAACCUGGGUCGCAGCUAUCCGGAACUGAGCGGCUGGACUGAGCAGCAGGCCAAGGCGCACGCCAACAUGGUGUGCGAACUGGCCGCCAUCCGGCCCUCACCAGUCACUGAUGGCUACCGCAACAAGUGCGAGUUCCGCAUUGGGUUACACCCUGAAACUAAAGAGCGCACGGUAGGCUUUCGUCUGGCCAGUUUUAAAGAAGGCUCGAUGGGAGUCGGUCCUGUUUACUGUCUGAGGCACCUUCCUGACCGCAUGAAAGAGACGGUUAAGGCGUUUGAACAGUACGUGCGUACAUCGCCUCUUAGUCCGUUUGUGCCAGAGACGCACGAGGGCCACUGGCGGCAGGUGACGGUGCGUGUGUCAUCGCGCGGCGACGUGCUUCUGCUGGCCGUCAUCCACCCGCAGAAUCUCACUGACGACCAGCUCGAGGAGGUUAAGACCGACCUGCGCGAGUUUUUCGAGACAGGCGCUGGCCGAGAGUGCAACCUUACCGCCCUUUUCUUCCAAACCUUCGUAGAGAAGCAGGAAGGCGUGAGCGCACCGCCUGUGCAGCACCUAAUGGGCCAGCAAUACCUCAAGGAGAAGCUGAUGGGUUUGGAGUUCCGCAUUUCAGCAGACGCCUACUUCCAAGUCAACACGGCUGGCGCGCAUGAGCUGUAUGCUGCUGUGGCUGAGCUUGCACAGUGCGACCCUGACAAGACCACGCUCCUUGACAUCUGCUGCUCAGCCGGUGGCAUCGGACUCUCCAUGGCUAAGCAAUGCAAGCAGGUGAUAGGCAUCGAGUGCGUACCCCAGGGCAUUGAUGACGCCAAAUACAAUGCAGCGGCCAACGGGAUCGAAAACUGUGAAUUUUACUGUGGCAGGGCUGAGGACCUGCUGCCCACCCUGGCUGACAAGAUCACAGGCUCGGAGGUGGUGGCCAUUGUUGAUCCGCCCAGAGGAGGUCUUCACAAGAAAAUUGUGAACGAGCUGCGUAAAAUGGAGAACGUUAAGCGACUGGUUUACGUGUCGACCAACCCAAAGAUCGUGAUCAAAAACUUCACUGACUUGUGCCGGCCAGGCAGCAAGGACAGCAGCGGCUCGGUGCUGCUGCCGACCAAGGCGGUGCCUGUCGACAUCUUCCCACACACAACGCAUUGCCAGCUGGUGCUGUGCUUCGAGCGCACCCAGCUGACCGAGCUGCCGUCGCGCAAGAAGCUGCCACCGCUAAUCAAGAACCUGGAGGCAGUCCGAGGUGGGCGCGGGCCGCGCGCUCCUCCACCUUUCCCUGGGGCGGCGGUAGGAAAAAUGCGAGGUCACGCGUUCCGGCCCGGGGGUGGUGGCCCACACCAACACCACCCCAUCCUGCUGGCAUACGGUGGGCUGAAAAUGGGGCCUCCUCUGCUGGAGGAUCCCUUGCGUAUGGCCCAAGUUGGACCCCAUGACCUUUAUCCGCUCGUCGCGCCUUAUCCUUUGCCAACUGAGCUCAUGUUCAGCCCCAGGGCCCGUGGCGGCUUCCCCCAGCCCGACCGGUGCCUGUUACCCCCUGGCUUGCCCCCGGGGCUAAAGCGGCCUCACCCAGCUUCCUUGCUGCAGCUGCCCAUGCAGCCAAAUCCGCUCGAGCAACUGCUACUCCGCCAGCAGCUCCUCCUGCCCCCACACCCGCGUGGCAUCGCCCGCCGCGGGGCCGCCCCUCGCCCCCUUUUCAAGAAGUAAUCGGACCAUGCCCCCGCGUCCCACGGGGCACUCACACACAAACACACACUUUUACACACACGCCGUCAGACUGCAACUCUUCGCACUGCUGUGUUCAGUAUUUUUUAGUUCAGCAAGGGCUCCGCUCGCGCGCAAUUACAUCACUUUUUCAAUCUCAAAGUCGAUAUUUUGCUUAGUGGCCGGCUACCGAAUUGGACAUAUUUACUUUUCAAACUAGUUCAAUUUCCUUUUAUUGGUGAUAAUUUAUAAACCUCGACAAAGUGACUAGAUUUAGUCACACCUGGUAGAUUUAGGUAGUGGUACAUAGUUGUAGUUUACGCGGUUUACCUGGUAUUUUCAAUUGCUGAAACCAGUGCUCACCAUACGAGUCGAAAUAAUUAAAAGCCUUAUUUUAGCGGUCACUACAAAUGAUGAGUUUAAUUCUUAAAUUACAAAGAGAGAGAACAUCUCACAUGUAUUUUUAAAACUUUGACGUUUAUCUUUUUUGGUCUUGAAAGUGUUAUUGGAAUUUGUAUUUUUGCAUGGUCAAAUGAUAGACUAAAGUUGGAGGCUUUCUUCACUUUUUCAUGUUCAAGCAGACAUGCGUCCAUUUCGGAUUUGGCUUGGAGCAUUAAAUUGGCUUUUAUUUCCUCGCUAAAAUCGAUUCGUUUAAUCGGAAUUGACUGAUUUGCUCGAACUGGAAUGAUCUCUAGAAUGUUGCUUUUCCCCAACCCGACGCAAUUCAUAUCAACAACGAUGUCUCUUAGAUUUUUACUUUUAAUUUGGCAGCUGAAACCGAGUUUGACGGCAGACAAACGCGCGAGUGGAGCCCACGAUGCGCACAAUCUGCGCAUCCCUUGGACACUAUUUCAUAAUUGUUUUGUUCCCUAUAAAAUGAUGAGAUAAUAAAUUGCAAUGUAUCGUU